AUGUGGAAGUUUAUUACCAUAAUAAUAUUUUCCAUAUAUUAUAUUGACGGAAAAAGUAUAUUGAGGAAUAACAAAAGUCAUAACAAUUUGCCUAUAUCAAAAACGAAUGAAGAAGAGGAAGGUAAAAUAAAUAUAAAUAAUUUAAAGCCUAUAAAACAACAUGAUAAUAUUAUAGAAGAUGUACAUAUUAAGGAGAACAAAUUUAUUUCCAUAAAAAAUAAAGACAAAAAUGGUUCCUUUAUUGAUUUAAGUAUGAGAUAUAAUGAAAAAGAAUCUGAUAAUGAUGAGGAAGAAGAAGAAGAUGAAGAAGACAAUGAAGAUAAUAACACAAAUAAUAAUAAUAAUAAUAAUAAUAAUAAUAACAAUGAUGAUGAUCACCAUAAUGAUGAUGAUCAUCAUGAUAAUAAUGAUAAUCAUGAUAAUGAUAAUAAUGAUAAUAAUAAUAAUAAUAAUGAUAAUAAUAAUAAUAAUAAUGAUAAUAAUAAUAAUAAUAAUGAUAAUAAUAAUAAUUCCUCUGCUGCAUUCACAGCUCUUCCUCCACCACCACCUCCUGUACCUCCCCCACCUCCACCAACAUUAACACCUUCAGGUAUUGUAGGUAAUGUUCUUUCAACUUUUGUAUCACAUGGUUUAAAAUUAAUCGGAGUACCCUAA
Messenger RNA from Plasmodium falciparum 3D7, 654 nucleotides. It is a transcript of the gene AARP, whose product is annotated as apical asparagine-rich protein AARP. The record is from RefSeq and is a predicted model, not a curated record. NCBI's taxonomy places the organism in Eukaryota, Apicomplexa, Aconoidasida, Haemosporida, Plasmodiidae.